Messenger RNA from Punctularia strigosozonata HHB-11173 SS5, 1281 nucleotides. RefSeq lists its product as uncharacterized. The transcript is spliced from 8 exons. The record is from RefSeq and is a predicted model, not a curated record. Lineage: Eukaryota; Fungi; Basidiomycota; Agaricomycetes; Corticiales; Punctulariaceae. Bases 1 to 1281 code for a protein of 426 amino acids.
AUGUCUUCCGAUUACAUUGGCGUCAGCCCAGCACCAGAAAUAGUGUUUGCUGAUGACUGGAACAUCCUAACGGCCCCCUUGGCUGUCGAGACAUUCGCUUUUGGUACGGGGCCUCCAAGAUCCGAUCCGAGCCUGUCAAAUAAACUUGCGCUCAGCCCCGUAGACUAUGAAGCUCUCAUUUACCUGAUUACUCUUCCGUUCAUUACCGAGACUGUCCUCUUGGGGAGUGCAACCAUGCUUUUUAUCACACUGUCCUAUUUUCUACUCAAGCGGGCAAAAAUGCAACAAUUUACCCACUCCAGUAACUUGGUGAUCAGGAUGGUUGUAUGUGUAAUGUAUAUAGCCAGCAUUCUUCACUGGUACAUCAACCUCCGCAUGAGCCGUGUAUGGAUAGGUUCAUUCAAGAGGCAUUGGAUUGUGACAUUUUCAACAACGUGGUAUGACGUCGCGGAGCUCUCCCUUGUUACCAUCAACAUUACCCUCAGUGAUUCCAUCGUACUCUGGCGCAUGUGGAUCAUUUGGGAGAAAAGGCGCUGGUCUAUGAUACUGUCGGUCGUGCUGAUAUCGCUGACAAUGGCGUUCUCUAUUGCCAAUGUCAUCAGUAACACGCGAACCUCUCCCCUCCCUACCCUCGCUGUGCAGGUAUUGCCAACAUUCAGUUACAACAUCUGGGGACUUGUGACCAGCUGCUCCUCCAUGGCGAGUAAUCUCAUUGCUACUGGGCUUAUAGCAUACAAGGGAUGGUCGGUUUGUCCAUUAAGAUUCUCGUCCAUUGCGACUAAGGUUGCUCUCAGGAAGCAUCGCAGGAUGAUCAAGCAAAGCCUGAUAGAGGGUUCCACUCGUACUAUUGCCGAGAGAGCCCUGAGUAUUCUCAUAGAGUCGGGUGCUUUCUACUGCUGCUUCUGGAUUGUGUGGGUCACGGUCUCCAUGUACAACGCUUUUUGUCCGCCGCACACGGGGUUCACCAACGUAACCUCCAUGGAGCAGCUUGAGAGCAAUAUGGACACCGCUAUGGCGCAGAUUAUGGCAAUCUAUCCGAUGCUGAUAUUAAUCCUCGUUGCCCUAGAACGAACCAGUUGCAAUCGCAAUUUCAGCUCAGGCUCAUCGAUAGGAGUCGGAAGGGCUCAGAUCACUCCUAACCAGGUCCUACAUAUUACCAUUGGUGAUACACCCGCUUCCGAGGGCAAGCACUGCGAAGGAGCCGGCGCAAGGGAGUGCGGACACACGGAUACACUCUCAAUCACAAGUACGGUCGGAGUGGACGACGAGGAUCAACGUUAA